AUGCUGGCAUGUUCGAAAUGCGGAGGCUUGGUCCACGCAGGAUUCAACAGGUCUGUCAACCCGGUUUCACUUGCUUUUACCACACCAUUAUCUGAUGCCUCUGCUGGCACUUGGGCUUGUCGUCUUUGCACUUCCAUAGAGGCCAAUAAUGUUGACCUGGGAUCAGAAGCAGCCAAAACAAGUCAACUACAAUCAGUCCAGGUUUCCGCCGCCUUCCGAUAUCUUACUUACGAACUGGCCUGUCUUGGCAUCCAGACACGCCUGGGGGUCUCCCAAUUGGCAUAA
This is a messenger RNA of Protopolystoma xenopodis, 285 nucleotides long. Lineage: Eukaryota; Metazoa; Platyhelminthes; Monogenea; Polystomatidea; Polystomatidae. The record is from the annotation of a GenBank genome assembly.